Penicillium brevicompactum is the source of this 2994-nucleotide messenger RNA. RefSeq names its product isoleucine--tRNA ligase ISM1. Gene Ontology annotation, cellular component: cytosol. The transcript has a single exon. Lineage: Eukaryota; Fungi; Ascomycota; Eurotiomycetes; Eurotiales; Aspergillaceae. Gene Ontology annotation, molecular function: ATP binding; tRNA binding; isoleucine-tRNA ligase activity. The coding region runs from base 1 to 2994 and encodes 997 amino acids. Gene Ontology annotation, biological process: isoleucyl-tRNA aminoacylation. The record is from RefSeq and is a predicted model, not a curated record.
AUGCCGGAACUGGCGCGGUCAAUUCCGCGUUCCUGGACCUCGACCUUAAAACUUCCUAAAUCAACAUUCCCUCCACGCGUCUCACCCGUCGACCGGACGAAGUAUCUGAAACGAUGCACCGAUGACCUCUACGCCUGGCAGCAGCGCGAGCGGCCUGCCGACCAACCAUUUGUCCUGCACGACGGCCCACCUUACGCGAACGGAGAACUACACAUCGGACAUGCCCUGAACAAAAUUUUGAAGGACAUUAUAUGUCGUGUACAAGUGGGCAGGGGCAAGAGAGUACGAUACGUGCCUGGGUGGGACUGUCAUGGACUGCCCAUUGAGCUCAAGGCACUGCAAAACCUGCGGGAUGCAGACAUCGAGAAUGGGUCGGUCAGCGCGGCGGUGAUUCGUAAAGCGGCGCGACAGUUGGCGCGACAGACCGUCAAGGAGCAGAUGAAAGGAUUCCGCGGCUUUGCGGUCAUGGCUGAUUGGGACAACCACUGGAAGACAAUGGACAAGCAGUUUGAGAUGCGACAGUUGAGCGUCUUCCGAAAAAUGGUCGAUCGCGGUCUGAUCUACCGAAAGUUCAAACCUGUGUACUGGUCGCCAUCAACGGGCACGGCUCUGGCGGAGGCGGAAUUGGAAUACAAGGACGAUCACAUCUCGACUGCCGCAUUGAUCGCCUUCCCUCUUGUCGAUAUCCCAAAACACCUCUCCGAAAAUCCUCUUCUUCGCGGAAAGAAAUUGAAUGCUGUGAUUUGGACUACAACACCUUGGACAUUACCUGCCAACGCUGCCAUUGCGGUUCAUGAAGCUCUGGAAUAUGCUGUGGUGCAUUCGGAAAAGCACGGUCACUUGAUCAUCGCUCAAUCCCGAUUUGAGUACCUCCAGAACAUGCUGAAAGAAGAACUGUCUAUCAUUGUUCCCUCCAUCUUGGGCUCUGAGCUCGCUGAGAAAACUACCUAUCGGCCUCUGUUCAAGGGUCCCAACGGUGAGCCCCAGCCCAUUAUCGCGGCUCAUUUUGUCACCGCGGACUCUGGUUCUGGCAUGGUUCACUGCGCGCCCGGUCACGGAAUGGACGACUACGAGGCAUGUCUCUCGCGCGGCAUUCCCGUAUUUGCCCCGGUCAAUGACAAGGGUGAAUUCACGGAGAAGGCCAUGCCCCUAGACCCCACAAGACUCACCGGAAAGUCUGUCUUGGGAGAAGGUAACACCGCAGUCUUGCAAUGGGCUGAGUCGUGUGAUCAACUGCUUGCCCAGCACAAAUAUGAGCACAAGUACCCCUACGACUGGCGGUCAAAGCUUCCAAUCAUUGUUCGGGCAACUGAGCAGUGGUUCGCCGACGUGGCUGAUAUUCGUGGUCCCGCCCUUCGAGCACUGGAAGAUGUGCGAUUCGUCCCCGAGGCCGGAAAGCAGCGACUGGAAAACUUUGUCAAGAACCGCAGUGAAUGGUGUAUCUCACGACAGCGUGCGUGGGGUGUCCCGAUUCCUGCGAUCUAUCACCGGACUACAGGGGAAGCCGUUCUCACCAAGGACAGUGUCUCACACAUCAUGGCCACUAUUGAAGAGCGGGGAAUCGAUGCCUGGUGGACCGACAGCGCGGACGAUUCCGCGUGGAUUCUUCCAUCCUUGCGCGAAGAGUCCGGGGCCGGGUAUCGACGUGGAACGGAUACGAUGGAUGUUUGGUUUGACAGUGGUACAAGUUGGGCCGAGAUUGAUGUCCCCAUCGAAGGACGCAGUCACCCAGCCGAUGUGUAUCUUGAGGGUACCGAUCAGCACCGUGGCUGGUUCCAAUCUGGACUUCUCACGUAUAUCUCCCAUCAGCUCACUUCGGGCCAAUCCUCCACACCUCAUGCCCCAUUCAAGAAUUUGAUUACCCACGGGUUCACAUUGGACGAACAUGGCCGGAAGAUGAGCAAGUCCAUUGGCAACACCAUUCAACCGCAGGCUAUCAUGGACGGAAUUUUACUGCCUCCUCUCAAGCCACGCAAGGUCAAGGGCAAGAAGGCACCUGAGAACCCGGAGCCUGUGUACGAUGCGCUUGGUCCCGAUGCGCUCCGCAUGUGGGCGGCGAGCAGUGAUUACACGCGCGACGUGGUGAUCGGUAAACAGGUACUGCAGACUGUCAACACUAGUCUUCAUAAGUUCCGUGUCACCUUCAAGUUGCUGCUGGGCGCCCUCGCCGAUUUCCACCCCGAUCAUAUCGUCCCGUAUGGGCAGCUGCAGCUGGUAGAUCGAAUUGCGUUGAAGCAUCUCUCCGACAUGGUCCUAGCCUCGCAAAAGGCAGGUGACAACUUCGAGUUCUACAAGGCCGUCAACACGAUGAACCGGUGGGCCAACCUUGAGUUCUCCGCUUUCUACAUGGAAGCCAUCAAGGACCGCCUGUACACAUUAGGUGAAAACAGCACUAGCCGCCGGGCCGCGCAGACUACCUUGUUCUACAUUUUCGGACACCUCCAAGAGGUCCUGGGUCCCAUCACCCCGGUACUUGUAGAGGAGACUUGGGAACAUACCCCAGAAACCAUCCGCUCUCUGACCGAGCACCCCUUGCAGCGCCUCGUCUCCGCCCCCGCGCCGGAAUGGCAGGACGCUUCUCUCGACAGCAAUUACCAGGAAUUGACCAUUGUUCACUCCGCUAUCAAAAACCUGCAGGAGCAAGCGCGCAGCAAGAAACAACUCGGCUCAUCUCUGCAAUCGUUUGUUCACCUGGUUCUCCCCACGGAUAACUUCCAACAGUAUCUGUCGGAACUCCCUGACCUUUUUGUUGUCUCCUCCAUCACUCUCGCCUCCCCGAAUGACCCUCUUCCUGCAGCUAUUGCUGAAGCUGAGUGGCAAUACUCGGAGACCUUCGAGCUCGGUGGCCAGGCCCAGGUGCACGUGUAUGCACCCCAGGCUUCCAAGUGCCCCCGAUGCUGGCGGUACGCUCUCCCGGUGGCGACGGAGGAGGCUAUCUGCGAGCGCUGUGAUACAGUGGUGCAUGAACAUGAACAUGAACAUGCACUACAGUAA